Messenger RNA from Pogonomyrmex barbatus (red harvester ant), 2525 nucleotides. RefSeq names its product Nicastrin (gene Nct). Lineage: Eukaryota; Metazoa; Arthropoda; Insecta; Hymenoptera; Formicidae. The record is from RefSeq and is a predicted model, not a curated record. Gene Ontology annotation, biological process: Notch receptor processing; protein processing. Gene Ontology annotation, cellular component: plasma membrane.
AUCAUGUGACAAAGUGUCUUGCUGUGCUUCUUCUUUCCGGAAAGCUUCCGGAAGUGCAGAAUUGCUUGACAAAAACCUUUUGUAUAAUAUUUGAUAUAAUUCUUUGGUGCUUGAGUUAUUCGAAGUUUUUUUCGCAACUCGGAUAAAUCGAUUUUUUUCACUCGAUUCGAGUGCGAACGCGAAAAAUAAGAAUUCCAGUGAAUGAUUUGAACCGUGUAUCAACCUUAACCAAAGAGAAUGAAACACUAACAUGACUCAUACGAAGUAUCAUUAUUAACUCUUUUCAAACCUCACAUUCGGGAUGUGUUGUAACAACACCAGGUAAUGUCCCAAAUUGUAAUCUUGUACGAAUCUCGAGUGUAAACGAUAACGGCAGGAGUAUGGCGAUGAAAAUGUGGAAAUACGUGUUGAUGAUCAUCAUCAUAGAUUUAGUGGCCUCCGAAAGAAUAAAGGAUAUGAUAUAUAUGCCACUGGAAGGUGUAGCUGCAUGUUUCCGAAGACACAAUGGCACACAUCAAUUUGGAUGUUCCUCUAGCAGAUCAGGUAGCGUAGGCGUAGUUCAUUUGAUUGAGAUAGAAAGUGAUAUCACUUGGAUAGAACAGAAUGCUACUGCUGGCCCGUAUACAGUAGUCCUUCCGUUUGUAUGGUUCAAUAAAACAACGCUUAUAAGACUCAAGAAUACAAAUAAUAUAAAUGGAGUUUUGCACAAAAAUAUUAGCCAUGAGCGUCCAUUUAAGUAUUCACCUGAAGACACAUGUCCAAAUCGAUAUUCUGGUUACAAGAAGUGCAACGAUUCAAAGCCAUGGAAUCCUUUUGGAUCUGCUUUGCUCAUGGAAGACUGGCCGUUUCCUAUGUUUUAUACAGAGAAUCAGACAAUUUUGGAGGCUAUAAAAUCUUGUUUCUGGACACACAAUGCUCAUGACCUGGAGACACAACAUCAGAGAUCUCUCUGCGCGCUAGAAAUGAAAUCGUUCAUGUAUGCUGCCGUUAAUUCUGAUUCCUGUAUAAAGCGUACGGAUUUCAAGUUGAAUUUUAAUCCGACACAGUUUUGCGAUCCGCUCGGAGAUAGGAACAUACAUUGGCCUUUGGCGCCUCUCGAGGAAGGUAAUAAUACAGUGAUCAUGGUGACAGCACGAUUGGAUGCAGCAUCGUUGUUCGAUGGUGUGUCACCUGGCGCGGGUAACACCAUAACAGGGCUAGUUACGCUACUUGCCACUGCAUAUUAUCUGAAUCUCCUAAACGCCACCGUUGAUAGCACGAAUGUCGUGUUUUCGUUGUUGAAUGGGGAGGCGUUUGAUUAUAUAGGAUCCAGUCGCAUGGUAUACGAUAUGAAGCAAAAUAACUUCAAUGCUCUCGGCGGAGUUAGUUUAAAAUUUGACGAUAUCAAGAGUGUGAUCGAGUUUGGUCAGUUGGGCAAGGGGAAGAUAUUUCUCCAUAGUAACGGCCAGGACGAUAUGAUAAGCCGUUUACAGGCCGCGCUAAAUGCGUCGCUUGUAAACGGUAGCGUUCCACCUACGUCUGUCCAGAGUUUCCUGAAGGCGAAACCGAAUCUAACGACUGUCGUCAUAAGCAACCACGAGACGCAGUUCAAGAACCGAUAUUAUAACGGCAUCUUGGACGACGCGGAAAGUCUUGGCUUUAAUAGAAACGAUACUAGCACGCUUGCAUCAGAUUUAGCGUCAAUUGCUCUUCAGGUUGCUAAUGAGCUUUACUGGGCGGUGACGGGUGAGACACCGCAGCCUGCCAAUCUGUCGAUAUCCAUGGAGGAGCUUAUUACGGAGAUGUUACAUUGCUAUUUGGAGAAUGCCAAGUGCGAUCUGUUUCGCGCGUCUUCGGCGCCUGGUACUAAAGUAGUUAGUCAAGUUUUACCGCUGUAUGUCGGUGUACACAGAGCGCCCAGUGCCGCGACGACUUUAACGGGCCAGCUUUUAGCCUUUUUGACCGGUGAAAAACUUCUUGAAAUGAACGAGACGACGUGUCAUGACAAUCGACUUGCCUGGAUGGGCGGAUACAAUUUCUCAGGCUUGUGUAUCAAUUCAACCGUCAAUUAUAGUACAGCUGUGAGCCCUGCAUUUUUUAUCGAGGGAUAUGACAUGAAGUCGGGUGACUAUUCAACUUGGACUGAAUCUAUAUGGCAGACUUUAAGUGUCAGAAUGUUUCUCAAACCAGCAGCAGCGACGGAACGCUUUAGCUUGAUUCUCGGCAGUUUGGUCGCUGUUUUUUCGUUUGUGUUAGUGUGGUUUAUCAAUAAUCGCGCUGACAUGUUAUUUAACUCGAGGAGAACUGUUGAUUGCUAGGGAUACGCUGCGGACCACAUAUCAAUGACCAGGUUAGAUAAUCAUCGAGAAGACCGAGAUGUUCCAAUAACUAGCCUUUGACCGUAUGUGUGGUACGCCCUCGGACGAUUUUUUCUAAUCCAUUGUUGAAAAAAAAAAAAACACCCAGACGUGUCGCGUUGUCGUCAUUAAAUAUUCUUAUUUAUCGUCAUCGCUUCAUCCGCAUAGUGUUCAAUUGCGAAAAAAAAA